AUGGCUCCCGAUACGAACUCAGUACCUCCAUCCCCUCAACCUCAACCGCCUAGUGGAAUGACCAGUGGUCGCACAUCUGAUGCUCCCUCGUCUCCUUCCUCACGAGGACCCUCCCAGACGAUGGCCACCCCGAUGGUUUCGCACGGCCCGACGGCGCACGCGACAGCCACGCCAAUAGUUGUUGAUCAUGGCAAUGGAGGCACAGGACAAGGCCCGUUGCGUCACCCCAAACCUCUGACGGCUGCCGAUCUGCACCUCAUGCUAGAAAAGGAACAGGAAUCGAUGGUGAAUCGUCUCUCGAGGGAGCUUUCGCUCCUCCGCCAGCAGACUGCUUCCGUGGCGUCCACCGCGUCGUCGACCUCGACGACCUUCAAUGAGUCCCUUGAACCCCUGCACUCCCCCUACAUCAACAGCUCGAUGCACCCGACUGCAUCUAGGCGACACCGGUCAUCGUCAAACCUGAGUUCCUAUAUUCCCGCGGUCCAGGGGUCCCGGGCAGGAGGCAUGGCGGCUGGCAGCCGCCCGGCUACCGAUUUGGGUCGGUCUUGUAGAAGUCGGGAGCCGUCCAUCACCUCCCCUCGCCCGUCAGAGAAUUCGUUGUCGCCGUUGCUGAUGCAGCCGACCUCCCAGCCGUACCAGGGAGAUUAUCUUGCUCACAUUACGAGCAACCAUCAUGCUCCUGCUAGUUCACAAAGAUAUCUUCCCCCCCAACAGGGCUUCUCCGGACAACAGGCAGGAACCAUGUCUCGGCUCGAGGAAAUCGUACACCAACGGGGAGAGCUUGACGCCGUCAAACGCGAGAAUGAAGCCUUGCGCCGGCGAGUCCGCGAGCUAGAGCUCACUCUCAAGAAACACCGUGAGCUCGAAUUGGCCAAAACAGCCGAGGUCUCGCUGGCAGAGGCUAGCCAGGCUUGA
Molecule: messenger RNA, 915 nt
Organism: Penicilliopsis zonata CBS 506.65
Lineage: Eukaryota; Fungi; Ascomycota; Eurotiomycetes; Eurotiales; Aspergillaceae
Exons: 3
Coding region: 1-915 (304 amino acids)
Source: RefSeq, a predicted model, not a curated record